Messenger RNA from Glycine soja, 1566 nucleotides. Its product is annotated as GDSL esterase/lipase At2g04570-like. Lineage: Eukaryota; Viridiplantae; Streptophyta; Magnoliopsida; Fabales; Fabaceae. The coding region runs from base 75 to 1151 and encodes 358 amino acids. Gene Ontology annotation, molecular function: hydrolase activity, acting on ester bonds. The record is from RefSeq and is a predicted model, not a curated record. The transcript has 3 exons.
UUUAUUUUGUCACAAGCUCACUUCCCUAGCACACUCCGAAGUCACCCUACAACAACACAUACACUCACACAAUAAUGGAAAAAGGGCAAAGAAAAACAACACCACUACUACUAUGCUCUCACAUUGUGGUUCUCCAUUUGCUCUCCCUAGUGGCCGAGACUAGUGCCAAGGUUUCCGCGGUGAUCGUCUUCGGUGACUCCUCCGUCGACGCCGGCAACAACAACUUCAUCCCCACCAUUGCACGGAGCAAUUUCCAGCCAUAUGGGCGUGACUUUGAAGGUGGAAAAGCCACUGGGAGGUUCUGCAAUGGGAGAAUACCUACGGAUUUUAUAUCAGAGUCUUUUGGGCUGAAACCUUAUGUGCCAGCAUACUUGGAUCCUAAGUAUAAUAUUUCAGAUUUUGCAAGUGGGGUCACUUUUGCUUCUGCAGCAACUGGUUAUGAUAAUGCAACUUCAGAUGUGCUGUCUGUGAUACCACUAUGGAAGCAAUUAGAGUACUACAAGGGAUACCAAAAGAAUUUAAGUGCAUAUCUUGGUGAAAGCAAGGCAAAGGAUACCAUAGCUGAAGCAUUACACCUUAUGAGUCUUGGAACAAAUGACUUCCUUGAGAACUACUACACCAUGCCUGGUAGAGCAUCUCAAUUCACACCCCAACAGUACCAAAAUUUUCUUGCUGCCAUAGCUGAGAACUUCAUAAGGAGCCUCUAUGGUCUUGGUGCUAGGAAGGUUUCCCUAGGAGGGUUACCUCCCAUGGGAUGUUUGCCUCUAGAAAGGACCACAAGUAUUGCUGGUGGGAAUGAUUGUGUUGCAAGAUACAAUAACAUAGCAUUGGAGUUCAAUAAUAGGCUCAAGAAUUUGACCAUUAAGCUCAACCAAGAGCUCCCUGGACUCAAAUUGGUGUUUUCUAAUCCAUAUUACAUUAUGUUGAGUAUCAUAAAAAGACCUCAACUUUAUGGGUUUGAAUCGACCUCAGUGGCGUGUUGUGCUACUGGAAUGUUUGAGAUGGGUUAUGCAUGCAGCAGGGGCCAAAUGUUCAGUUGCACAGAUGCUUCCAAAUACGUGUUUUGGGACUCUUUCCAUCCAACUGAGAUGACAAAUAGUAUCGUUGCAAAGUACGUGGUGCUGCGUGUUUUAUAUCAAUUCUUACAAUAAAUAAAUUAAUAACUACAAGUGAAAUUUUAUUUAUGUACUAGUAUCUCUUCAUGUUUGCACAUUCAUUAUAAAGUGCCAUUUGGGCUUUCUAUGAAUGACUGCAUGUCGAUGUGUACAUAUAUAAAAAUGUCAAUACAGCACAUCCACCAUAUGAUAUGAUGUGCUGAUAAUUAGAAAUAAGUCGUUUUGUUUUGAACAAUAUAUAUAGUAUUUAUACUUUUCAGGCACUUUACUAGAUCCAGUGUCCUCCAUGUAUGUUUUCCUAUAUAUAUAUAUAUAUAUAUAUAUAUAUAUAUAUAUAUAUAUAUAUAUAUAUGUCCUAUUAUGAUGGGUCUAUAGUUUGUAGCCUAUAGUUGUAAUAUCUAUCCAUGGUUUGGAAAUGUCAGAUUCCGAGAGAGAUAAUUUCCUGUUUUUA